Messenger RNA from Tuber aestivum (summer truffle), 2107 nucleotides. NCBI's taxonomy places the organism in Eukaryota, Fungi, Ascomycota, Pezizomycetes, Pezizales, Tuberaceae. The record is from the annotation of a GenBank genome assembly.
GGGGGACGCGGACCUGGUUACCCUCCAAUAGCCAUUCCUCAACCCCCUACCUUGACUUUUACAACCUUGCAACCAAUAAAUCUAUGAUACUGGAGUACACUCCAAAAAAAACAAAAAAAACGCCACCCUACAGAUCCAUUGCCCCUCCCCCUCCUUUUUACCCUGUGCCUUCCCUCAUUUAUGGUCCUAACUCCAUUCACCGUUUGUCUCCCCUUCCCUCGCCUACCCCCAACCUUCAAAAUAGUUGGACUGCCACCCCAUUCUUGGUGCCCCUUCCUUCUUUCUUUCCCUCAUCAUCAUGAGCCGAACCGAGCCGCACAACACUCCUCCCACCGCACCCAGGCAGGGCCUGACAAGAGCCACAAGCUACAAUGCCGCCCUUCACAUCAGAGACCUCCACGGAGCACCUCCUACUCCAAACGAGGACGUUACCACUCCGGUUGAAAUAAUUACGCCUGAGGGCAAACGUGUUUUGAUUAAAAACUCUGGAAUUGUGCAUACCGUCUCGCACACGCACUGUGGUCCUACCGAGUCCGCGUUGCAAUUGGUCGCUACCCUCUUCUACAACCCUAAUCAGACCCUGAUCACAGCCGACGGAGAAAAAAUCGAUGUUGAGAAAAAGUAUGUCAAUUUCGGCCCCUACGUUUCAGACAUGGCUAUGUUCGAGUUCAUCCAGACAAUCGAUGAGUUGCUCGUACCAUGGAAGAAGUGGGGGACCAACCAUCGCUGCCUCGACUCCGCUGAACAUCCAAAAGUUAUGGAGAUUUCUUUGUCCAUGCCAGAAAUGUUACAGCUCAGUGAAUUGAGAAGACAUACUAGCUUAUGGCAGUUCGAGAGGAAAUGGAAUGUCGAGCUUGUUUUACAGGAAAAUAACAUCUUCAGACGGUACAAGCGCCUUGCUGUAUUCGACAUGGACUCGACCUUAAUCGAGCAGGAAGUUAUUGACGAAAUCGCGAAGUUUAUUAGAGUGGAGGACCAGGUUUCGGUAUUAUUUCCUCCCUUGAAAUUUAUUCCACCUCGAGUAUCUAAUUUAUCACAGUCCAUCACAGCUCGCGCAAUGAAUGGGGAAAUAGACUUCACAGAAUCUCUUCGGCAGCGAGUUGCACUGCUCAAAGGAGUCCCCUCAACAGUAUUUCAGGACCUUAAAUCCAUCAUCACUUUUACCCCCGGCGUCCGCGAGCUGUGCCGUGUGCUUAAGAGACUUGGGUAUAAGCUGGCAGUCCUCAGUGGCGGGUUCAUUCCACUAGCCGAGUAUGUUAAAGAGCAGCUUGAUUUUGAUUACGCUCAUGCAAAUAAUGUACGAAUAGUAUCCGAAGAAGAUACCCGAUAGUCUGCUGACCAAGGGUUCGAUAGCUCGUGGUUUCGGAAGAUGGCAAUUUUCUUACCGGGGACCUUAGUGGCCCCAUCGUGCACGCAGAGCGUAAAGCAGUCUUACUUGAAGAGAUCGCCAAAGAUAACGGGAUUACUCUUGAACAGACUGUGGCAGUCGGGGAUGGCGCAAAUGAUCUAAUAAUGAUGAAGAAAGCUGGUGUCGGCAUUGCGUUUAAUGCAAAGCCUGCUGUUCAGCUUGCGGCACCCACAAGACUCAAUUCAGAAACCAUGUUGGAUAUCUUGUACAUCCUUGGGUUCACUAAGGAGGAGAUCCAGGCAUUACUUGCGGUUACAGACUAAGUAGGGGUUGCCUCCUUUUUUUUCACAACUAUUUCCUUCGACCCAGCCUAGCACUUCACGGAGGUAUCUUCGAACUUGUUUUCGCUUUCUUCUUUCCGUCCACAGGUGUGAGGGGGGCAAUAUACCCUCAAGGCCCAGAUCCACGGUUGUAGGAAUCUCUAGUUAAUAUUGAGUCCAGGGCGUGUGGUCCCAGUCAAUCGGCUUUCAUAGCUCAAGAGUGAUUCUAAAAUUUUGUUUUGCGAGUGACCGUUGGUGAUCUGCUUACUCAAUCCCCGGGUAAAUGAAGGAGCGCUUGGAAGAUCCUACUCGGGGAUGUGUGAGGUGGAUUCGGAAUAUGGUUUUUCUAGCUGUGGGAGUGGUUUAUAGUUAUUUCCACAAAAUUAGUUGCCUGAGGAGGCACAGGUUAUACCUUACCUAGAUAAUUUGCAUAUUCCCC